Molecule: messenger RNA, 4056 nt
Organism: Pogoniulus pusillus (Red-fronted tinkerbird)
Lineage: Eukaryota; Metazoa; Chordata; Aves; Piciformes; Lybiidae
Gene: SWT1
Product: SWT1 RNA endoribonuclease homolog
Exons: 18
Coding region: 220-3027 (935 amino acids)
Cellular component (GO): nucleus
Source: RefSeq, a predicted model, not a curated record
CCCCUGGCCUUGCCCAGCGCGCCCCGCGGCGGGGAGGGGCCGAGGCCGCGGCGGCUCUCGGAGGCCAGCGGCCCGGGGGAAGUUGUGUUUGACAGGGAAGUGCCUGGCCCGGCACCGGGGCCGGUCUCGGAGUAGCCCUGAGGUUUCUUUGCCAGGACCGCCUGGUGCGACGGGGCGGGAGCUGCUGCCCUCCUCGGCUUUGGCUGGAGGCGUUUGAAGAUGUCUAAAAAGAAACUGAAGAAAUCGACUGGAAAGGAAGACUGUUUGGAUGGCCAGGAUGACAAAAACUCUGAAGAAACCAGAUCUUACAAACAUACUAUAAUAGGAGAGACAAAACUUCAGAGAUUCAAAACAGAGAAAAAUGAGGAACAGAAGAAGCAAGAUCAAAGUACUGCUCUUUCUCAUGGAACUAAUGGAAGAUCACGAGGAGGAUCUCCGAGAAGAUCGCGGGGAGAAUCCUCAAAUAGGUCCCAAGGAGAAUCUCCAAAUGGAAGCAAAACCAGAGACAAUUCUUUAAUCCAAAAUGAAAGGCAGAAGAAAAUAGUUAUCCAGUUUAAAGCCAAAGAAAUUAAGCAUGGCAAAAGCACACACACUCCUGAGAUAGGGGCUACUGGCAGAAGUCGCUUUGAUGGAGCAGAAGGGAAAAAGCUCUGGCAUAGCUUUGAACUUCAGAGGGACAAGGCGCUGAAGAGGAAGGCAGCAGAGAAAGCUACUGAGAUCUGCAAGCUAAAGCUAAAAGCAGAAAAAACAAUGUUGGAAAAGUUUAAGUCAUCUGUGUCUGAUUCACAUGUACCACAUAGAAAAGCAGAUGGAGUGAAAAAAGGGAGAGAGGACGUCAGGAUACCCAAAAAACUCUCUGACACCUCCACAAAGACUGUGUAUGGAGGCAGACCUUCCUCUAAGAAGUCAAGUAGACUACCUAGGCCUUGGGAAGAAGAGUCUGAAGAAGAGUCUGAAAAAGGAUAUAAGGAAUUUCCUAAGAAGAAACACCAUGUGACUAAACACAGAGCAUCAUGCUGUUCAUCUGAAGCACCCAAACAGUGGGACCCCUGUAAACAAAAGAAAAGAGAGUCAGAUAAAGCCACUAGUGACACAGGGACUGCAGAAAGGGACACUGAAGCAUCAUCUUCUAAGGAGAAUUUUGAGCUCCCCUGUACCUCUGGCUCCUACCAAAAAUGUGAGGACAUCAGAUCUGCCCAAAAGAACUUUGAAGUCUUUCUGCCCACACAACAUAGGCAGAGCCCAGAAACAGACCAAGAGAUGCAGAUAGUUGAAGACCUGCAUGUGGCACGUGUGAAGAAGAAGAUGGCACUGCCUGUAGUACAGACAUGUGGAGAACUCACAAGCAUGGAAAUAGAUCUUCCAGAACCAGAUUUGAAUAUCUCUGCUGAGGCUCUUAGUUCUGGUCUGAACAUACUAGUGGUGAUUGACACAAAUAUAAUGAUUAGUCACCUUGAGUUUGUCAGAUCCCUGAAAUCUGAGGACAUACCAGGCAUUGGCAGACUUGCUCUAGUAAUUCCCUGGGUCGUUCUACAAGAAUUGGACAACCUGAAGAAGGGGAAAAUGCUGCAGCACGUUCGGGACAAAGCUAUCCCUGCAGUCCAGUUCAUCUACAGGUGUCUCAAAAACCAAGAUUCAAAACUCUGGGGGCAGUCCAUGCAGCUUGCCUCCCAAAAAAUGUAUGGCCUGAGUGAUGAGAACAAUGAUGAUCGUGUCUUGCAGUGCUGUCUGCAGUACCAGAACCUCUUCCCUCAAGCUGUUGUCAUACUCUGCACGGAUGAUAAGAAUUUAUGUAAUAAAGCCAUUGUGAGUGAGGUCAAGGCCUUCUGCAAAGCUGAUUUGGUUAAAGCUCUACAGAAUCUGAACAUGAACAGGCACCAGAACUCUGAGCUGCAGCAGUCAAAACGUGAUGCAGAACUGGAGAAACCAGGAAGAGUUGAUGCUAGUCUGACUGCACGAUUCCCAAAUAUGCUUCCAGACCUUGAAAAGAACUUAGGAGAAGCUUUAUCUUGUAUUUUGGAGACUGAAAUGAAAAUUGCUUAUGGAAACCUAUGGAUGGAGAUACUCUAUCUGAAGCCACCAUGGACCUUAGUAAACCUGCUCAAGUGUUACAAAAAACACUGGAUGGCUGUUUUUGGUUAUGUUGUGCCAAGGAGUUUACUUUCAGCCAUUGAAUGCCUCUACAGUCACCUUUCUACAGGUAAACCACUUGACUCCUCAGCAGUGCAGAUCAUACUCCAGGAAUCCAAAAAAAUAUUCCAUGCUUUCAGUUCAAGGUCAGACUAUGAUGGGGUGCUUCCCCAGGCCUAUGCUGCACUGAAUAAGCUCUACCAAAUUCUUACAGAGGUGAGGUCAGACAGUGAGCAGGAUUUAUCAGAAGACAUCAUGGUUCUUUCAGAAAAUGCUGGGUGGGAAAAAAUGGAAGCAAUGGCACCAAAUCUGCAAGAGUCUGAAGAAGGAAAGCCACAUGCAAGCUUUCAGGUGGCUCGAGAAAACAGGCACCAGGAAAUCUGGUCAGUCCUUGAAGGUGUAUGGAAUGCAAUCAACUUGUACAGCAUUGAAAUUUUCCAAAAGUUGGACCUUAAUGCAGUGACUGCAAAGCCUUUAUUUGAAGAAGCUUUUUUAGGUCUGCAGAAACUGUUGGCAGCUGUGAAUGAUAUCAGAGAAGGAAUUAGCAGAUCAACCACAGUGUCAAAUUCACUGCUGAGGAGCUUUAUGAGUGUGUUUCACAGGAGGCCUAUCGGGAGCGGCUGCAGGUCGGUUGUGGGCAGCUGGCCCAGCUGGAGCACACCAUUAAGCAGUGUCACGCAUCGGUUCACGCUGAGGCCAAGAACAGGGGCUGGCUCUGACCCUGGGACAAUGGUUGGAGCUGUGUGUCACUCCCCUGCACUUCCCUCGUCCGACCCAAGUCUAAUUCCUCUGCGGUGUGUGAGGGAGCUACUGGAGGAACCUGAAACAUGCCUCGGUUCUGAUCAACAGUGCUGUUUUCCAUUGGAGAUGAAGGGAAGUAUAGCUACAUCUGUAUAGUACAUGUCAGAGAGAAUUUUCUGUCUCAAGUGAGGGGCUUGGGGCUGCCAAAGGUGGUUUGGUGCACAGCAGUGCCAGGCUGGCAUUACUCUGUUAGCAGCCAGGUUUGUGAGGGGUUGUGCAGGAAAAUCCACUCACAGCUUUGGUUUUGCUGAGCCUUGUGAAGUGCCGAGGGAGCAAACAGCACCUGCUGGGACAGGCUGCAGGGGAAGCAGUGGAGUACGACCCGGGGAGCCUGUGCUGCUGCACACAUGGAGGACUGGACAGGUGCAGUGUGUGCAGCCUGUGAACUCUGGAGGGCUUAAGGGAAGACAUACAAAUGGGCCAGAAAUGGAGUGAUGCUUACUCUAAAACCAAACCCAAAGCCCUCAUGGAGGUGUACUGCUGUCCAGAGCAAAGGGAUGGUUUUCCUCUGUUAGAGUUACCUACUUAAUCUUCAUGCAGCAGAGCCUACUCCCUUGGAGUGCCUCAUCCUUCCUACUUCCUCCUGUAACAGCAGGAGGUUUUUUUCCCUGUUACCACUUCCUCUCCAACUCACCUCAUCUCUGAGCUCCAUCUGACCUCUCUGAAUAUGCUGUUUGUUGCUUUCCAAAACUGCUUUGAAGUCCAUGAAACUUUCUAAGAGCCAUUUUUGAUGCUGCUGUGGCCUUUCAAGCUACCUCUUCCAUGUAUGUAUUUGUACAGAGCCAAGAGGACUGGCAGAAUUCCAGAGGGAGUUUAUUCUGUUAUCAACUUUGGGCUGCAUUUGUAAAGCCUUUCUUGUACAGAUUAAGUUAUUGUUUCAGUAAAUGGCCCUUCAUUCUACCUGGCAGUUCCUGCCAGCAGCUCUACUUUUUGCCUUUCCUGAUGCCUGUGGGUUCCCGUUUAAUGCAGUUCUUGCCCCCAGACACUGGAAAAGCUUCAGGUGGAGUUAUUGUGGGUACAGAAUUAAUUUUAAGGGCUGUUUCCAUUCAAGUUGUUAUCCCAGUUGUGGGACCAGUGUUGGAUGUUGUCAGUUUGUACCAUAAAGGAAGAAGCUGAUCAACUUAA